UGCGCGAUGUGAUUUGUGAAAACGCAUCGAUGCGUUAUAAACAUAGAAAAAUGGUGUAAACAAGUAUCUGAUCUGCUAAUAACACCGCCAAAACUUAUAGAUUUAAAUUCAGUAAUAACUAAUAAUUUGUUACGGUUUUUUAGUAAAUAUGGAUAAUAUAGAUCCUAUUGUUAUGAAGUCAGAAAUACAACCUAAUGGUGAUAUUCUUCUAUUUUACGUGGAAGAUAAUCAAGAUGACACAGGAAUUAGUGUGCUGGAUGAGAACCAACAAGAGGAUAUACAAAUGCUAUCGGAGGCUAAGUAUGUCAUUGAAGAUAGUGGAGAAAGUGAAUCUGCUGAUGAACUUGACUUAGCUCAAGCCAGUGACCAGUAUGCUGCCGAACAAUGGCUUGACGAAGAAAUCAGACGACUUAUUGUAUUCUAUCUUGACAAUAAGGAAACAUUUCAGAGCGGUACCACUAAAAAGAAACAUUUAUGGGCAGUUGCAUGUAAGACAAUGCUUUUAGGUAGACAACCUCUAUCUUGUGAAUAUAAACUCAGGAAAUUGAGGGAACAGUACUUUGAAUCAUGUGGAGAAAGGCAGAAAGGAAAUAUUUUACAAUGGCCAUUCUACAAUUUGUGUCAUCAAGCAUUUAAUAAUGAAAAUCAAGUAGACAUAUACUUUAAUGAUACCUCUGCUCAAAGGGCCACAAAUAAUAUAGCUAAUGAAAUUGGGGAAAUUCAAAGCUUCAAAAUUGAAGAAACACAUACAAUAAAUGCAGGUCCAUUGCAGAGCUCAGAUAAUGCUAAUGUAGAAAAAAUGUUACAGACUUACAUACAGUGGAGGAAUGUUUAUAAAAAUAAUAAAGGUAUUUGGGAGAAAAUUGCAAUGGAAAUGGGAGCAAAGGAUGUGGAGUAUUGGCAAAAACGGUUCUUAAAUUAUAAACAAUAUUAUGCAUGCAUGCUUUUGAAGCGUGAUCAAAAAGGUCCAGAUAGCAUUACUUGGCCAUAUAUGAAGUAUUUUGAUGAAAUAUUUGCAAAUGAUGUUGAGUUUGAAAAUAAAUAUACACUCAAAGAUACUCAAGUUAUUGAAAAUGAGCAAUGGCAUGAUACAGAAAAAACAUUCUUAAUAAAAUAUUUCUUUGAUUGUUUUCAUGAAUUCCAAGACCCAACUAUACCAGACGAUUUUUUAUGGCACGAAGUAGGACGUUUGUUAAAUAAAGAACCAAAUGUUUGUAAAGAUACUUUUGAGGAUUUGAAAAAGGAUCAUUACCGGAAGUUACUCCAAGAUACAUAUGUUUUGGGUAAUAGGGUGCCAAUAGAGAUUAUUUUUGAUUGUAUAAUAUCUAAAGAGACUGAAAUAGAACUGGAAAAACCAUGGCAAGAAUUAAACGAUGAACUUCAUAUUGAUAAACUUGAUGUGCUAGUACAAUUUAUAUCUGAACACCUAAUUAUGUUUAAAGAUUCUGUCGGUUAUUAUGUGUGUUGGGCAUUAGCUGCAAAAAAAAUCAAUUGUGGCAUUCCAGUUUGUAGAAAGCAAUGGCAAAAUUUAACUGCAUUAUAUAAAAAUAUAUUAAUUGAUAAAAAAGAAAAUCCAGACUUGGAUAUUGACUGGCGAUAUAUUGAUGCUUUUGAAAAAAUAUUUGAUCAUGGCAAUGAUGUUAAUCUACUGAAUGGAUAUGACAGAUUGAAAAAGAAAAAAGAUGAGUUUUCCGGUAAAGUUGGAGUGAAGAAAAUUACAAUGAAGGAUGAGAGUGAUGCAAAAACAGAUGGUACUGAUGAUGAGGUAUCAUUUGAUGAAGGAGGUUUCACUUUGCGCACGAAACGACGCCACGGUGAAGAGAAAGCUACAAAAAUACUAGACUAUUAUUUAAAAAACAAAGAUAAGUUUAACUCUCCGCUUUACAAAAAACUUAAUCUUUGGGAAGGUUUGGCGAAUAAAAUUGGUGUCACCCCUACUGAAUGUGCUCACAGAUUCCGGAACCUCAAACAAGUAUAUAUAGCAUAUGUUCAGCGAGAAAUGAGUAAACCAGAAAUGCCAAUUACAUGGCCCUACUAUGCACAAUGCAAGAAAGUCUUCGGAUACAGAGUGAUAAAGGCCAAAUAUAAAAACAAGGACCUGUCUUACUGUCAGGAUUGGACUGCCAGAGAAAUAAAAAAGCUAUUGAUUUUUUAUGGUGAAAACUGUGAUAGUAUUGAUAAUAAUAUAGAUGAAAUUAGUUUAUGGGAUAGUAUUGCUGAAGAACUUGGCCAAACACCAUCAAGUUGUAGUCGGAAGUUUUUCGAACUUAGAAAGUCAUAUAAGAAGUUGAAAACUAUGAAAGCUAAUAAUCCUGAAACAAAGAUUUCUUGGAAGUACUUUAGUAUGAUGGAUGAGAUUUAUUUAAAAAAGGAAAAUCGGGCUAAUAUGAUGAUAGAUGGUGAUUUAGAGUGUAACUCUCUUGAUAUAAUGGAUGAUGAUGAGUACCAAUGUAUAAUUGUGAUCCCAGAAGGGGAAGAUAUAAGUAAAGCGCGUGAGAUCGGAAUUGCCAGUGCUCAAGGCUUUUGA
Molecule: messenger RNA, 2527 nt
Organism: Leptidea sinapis
Lineage: Eukaryota; Metazoa; Arthropoda; Insecta; Lepidoptera; Pieridae
Exons: 5
Coding region: 149-2527 (792 amino acids)
Source: RefSeq, a predicted model, not a curated record